Tuber melanosporum (Perigord truffle) is the source of this 800-nucleotide messenger RNA. RefSeq lists its product as uncharacterized. Lineage: Eukaryota; Fungi; Ascomycota; Pezizomycetes; Pezizales; Tuberaceae. The transcript has 3 exons. Gene Ontology annotation, cellular component: mitochondrial outer membrane. Gene Ontology annotation, biological process: intracellular protein transport. The record is from RefSeq and is a predicted model, not a curated record. The coding region runs from base 91 to 519 and encodes 142 amino acids.
CUCACCAACCACCAACCACCUCAACCUCAUCCUCCGCGAAAAACAACCCCAAUUCCUAUCCGAUAACAACAACAGCAACAAUCUGCGAAAAUGGUCGAACUCCGUGAAGUAGAGGAUGAGCACUUCGUCCACUCCCAACCUGCCCAUUCCGACGACGAGGACUACACCGACACCGAUAGCGAGAUCUCAGAGGAGGACGAGGACGAUGACGUCGACCUCGAGGAGUCCUUUUACGAACGGAUCGCAGCGCUCAAGGACAUGAUACCAUUGAAGCAGAGGACCUACAUUUCCAAUGGCUUCUCAAGGACUUACAACUUCUUCAGCAAGGGAUUUGCGCUCGGUGGGAAGACGCUCUGGAUUCUUUCCACCAGUGCGCUGGUGCUUGGAGUGCCCUUUUCUGUGGCGAUUACGGAUGAGCAACAGGUUGCCGAGAUGGAGAAGGAGAUGAAGAUGACCCAGAUAGCUACUGAUGCACUCACCCCCGGCGCGGAAUCGGUACUCACCACCCCGCAAAAGUAAUCUCAGAAACUCUCCUGUACAGAAAACACUUGCAAUGUAUAUUAUUUUUGGGGGGGUUCUAUUUUUUUCGUGUCUCUCUUGGGGAUUAGAUGGAUGCUGGUCUGGUGGGGGGAAAGGUGGUGUGGUAUUCUCUCCUCUGUUACGUGCGGUUUUGGCUAUUCAAUGAUGGGUUAUGAGGUGAUGAUGUGUUGAAGCUAUCAAUGACCCCUUCCAGCGGUCCGGGCUGCUUGGUAUAGUAACACGCGAUUGCAGUUCAAUUCAGAGGUUGAUCGUUUGGGAGC